AUGCCCAGUGGGAACCUAUCACGAAGAGUUGUCAACUGGAGAGAUUUAUCCAUAUACGUAGCCCCUCCGGUUAGCUGUAAGAGUUUGCAAGUUUUUGCUGAGAGGACUCGAGGUAACACAAUCACUGUGCGUUGGGAGAGGCCCAAGAUCACUGGGAGAGACGACUUCUAUUACAACAUAUUCUACUCUGAGGACAACCAGACCUUUACUCAACACAACAGCAGGCCGUACGUCAAACAAGACUCCCUGGUGGACUACUCAGUGUCUGGUCUGCGGCCACUCACCACCUACACAGUCCGAGUGAUCCCUGAGAAUGGAGUGAGUGAUCAGGAGAACGGAGGGCAGAACAGGAGCUGUGAUGUGGUAACCAUGACUGGGGAUACAAGGUCUAAUGCUCCCUCCCUGGUGAUCGGUUUCUGCACUGUUGUGGUUUGGAUCGAGCCCACAAGGUCGUAUGGGAGGAUCACUGGCUAUGACGUCAGGUUCAUUCCUCAAGGGUCUGGUUCAGAUUUGGUGGUGUCCAAAGGAAGAAAAGAACUUUUCCACGCCAUUGGAGAUGAUACCAGGCUCAUCAGUACUGAUAACGCCAUGGUGCAGGUGAGAGCAAAAACGUCAGUUGCAGAGGGGAGGUGGAGUGAGGUAGUGCCAUUGGGUUGCAAGAAUACUGAAGGUUCCACUGACCCUAUAUGAGUGAAUGAUGAUACGUAACGACAGCUAAUGUUUAGAACCAAACAUUGUGUAUAGACGAUGUAGCAACAGCUAAUGUUUAGAUA
Molecule: messenger RNA, 773 nt
Organism: Halichondria panicea
Lineage: Eukaryota; Metazoa; Porifera; Demospongiae; Suberitida; Halichondriidae
Product: ephrin type-B receptor 4a-like
Exons: 5
Coding region: 1-690 (229 amino acids)
Biological process (GO): protein phosphorylation; axon guidance; ephrin receptor signaling pathway
Cellular component (GO): plasma membrane; dendrite
Molecular function (GO): transmembrane-ephrin receptor activity; protein binding
Source: RefSeq, a predicted model, not a curated record